AUGACGCAGCUUGUAAAAAGUGAAGUCGCCGGGAUCACCAGGCUCACCGUGUACGCCGCCGACCAGACCCACCCCACGUUCUUCAAGGCAUGCCGCCUCGCCGGCUUCGAUCCGGCCAACAUCCGGUCCAUCCCCACCGGCGCGGAGACCGACUACGCUCUCGACCCGGCGAAGCUGCUCGAGAUCAUGCAGGCCGACGUCGACGCCGGCCUCGUGCCGACCUACAUCUGCGCCACGGUCGGCACCACCUCCUCCAACGCCGUCGACCCAGUGGGCGCCAUCGCCGACGUCGCCGCCCGGUUCAGUGCGUGGGUGCACAUCGACGCCGCCCACGCCGGCAGCGCGUGCAUCUGCCCGGAGUUCCGGCACCACCUCGCCGGCGUCGAGCGCGUCGACUCCAUCAGCAUGAGCCCUCACAAGUGGCUCAUGACGUGCCUCGACUGCACCUGCCUCUGGGUGCGCGACACGCACCGGCUCACCGGCUCGCUGGAGACGAACCCGGAGUACCUCAAGAACGACGCCAGCGAGUCCGGCACCGUCACCGACCUCAAGGACAUGCAGGUCGGCGUCGGCCGCCGCUUCCGGGGCCUCAAGCUCUGGAUGGUCAUGCGCACCUACGGCGCCGCCAAGCUCCAGGAGCACAUCCGGAGCGUCGUCGCCAUGGCCAAGAUGUUCGAGGACACCGUGCGCGCCGACGACCGGUUCGAGGUCGUGGUGCCGAGGAACUUCGCGCUUGUCUGCUUCAGGAUCAAGCCCCGUCACGGCAUGACGGAGGAGGACGCCGACGCGGCCAACCGCGAGCUCAUGGAGCGCCUGAACAGGACCGGCAAGGCGUACCUGGCGCACACGGCGAUCGGCGGCAAGUUCGUGCUGCGGUUCGCGGUGGGGUCGUCGCUGCAGGAGGAGAGGCACGUCCGGAGUGCGUGGGAGCUCAUCAAGAAGACGACCACUGAGAUCAUGGAGGAGAUCGUCGUUGUGGAGUAGCAUAUUCAAGUAUAUAAUUAAUUAAAACAUACACAUAUAUCUUAGUUGAUUGCAUUGAGAUGCAAGUUUGAUUCUUUGUUGUUUUGCUGAAAUGCCCAAAUAUCUUUUUUUAAUGGGAAAUGCCCAAAUAUCUUUGUUGAAGAGAAAUGAUUUUCUAAGGAGGGAGAAUGUAAUUCUUGGUAUUAUUGAAAGGGGUACCGUUAAUAAUGUUUCGAAUAA
Messenger RNA from Panicum virgatum (switchgrass), 1203 nucleotides. Its product is annotated as tryptophan decarboxylase 1-like. Bases 1 to 984 code for a protein of 327 amino acids. Gene Ontology annotation, biological process: amino acid metabolic process. The transcript has a single exon. Gene Ontology annotation, molecular function: carboxy-lyase activity; pyridoxal phosphate binding. NCBI's taxonomy places the organism in Eukaryota, Viridiplantae, Streptophyta, Magnoliopsida, Poales, Poaceae. The record is from RefSeq and is a predicted model, not a curated record.